Messenger RNA from Cuculus canorus (common cuckoo), 1979 nucleotides. It is a transcript of the gene CHMP2A, whose product is annotated as charged multivesicular body protein 2A. The record is from RefSeq and is a predicted model, not a curated record. The transcript is spliced from 6 exons. Gene Ontology annotation, biological process: endosome transport via multivesicular body sorting pathway; late endosome to vacuole transport; protein transport. The coding region runs from base 171 to 833 and encodes 220 amino acids. Gene Ontology annotation, cellular component: ESCRT III complex; multivesicular body. NCBI's taxonomy places the organism in Eukaryota, Metazoa, Chordata, Aves, Cuculiformes, Cuculidae.
GGCCACUUACUCUCUAUGGUUCUCCCCUCCCCGCCGUUGAGCUUCGUGCCGGCAGCCACACCCCCUGUCUCGUCACGUGACCGAAACCCACGUGACCGAAACCCACGUGAGCGCAGGAGGUUUGCGGAAGUGACUGGGAGAGGCGGAACGAUCGCGGCGCCGCUGCCACCAUGGACCUGCUCUUCGGGCGCCGGAAGACGCCGGAGGAGCUUCUGCGGCAAAACCAACGGGCGUUGACCCGCGCCAUGAGGGAACUCGAUCGCGAGAGGCAGAAGCUGGAGGCGCAGGAGAAGAAGAUCAUCGUGGACAUCAAGAAGAUGGCCAAGCAAGGCCAGAUGGACGCGGUGAAGAUCAUGGCGAAGGACCUGGUGCGGACGCGUCGCUACGUGAAGAAGUUCAUCACCAUGAGGGCCAACGUCCAGGCCGUGUCCCUCAAGAUCCAGACCCUCAAAUCCAACAACUCCAUGGCCCAAGCCAUGAAGGGUGUCACCAAGGCCAUGGCCACCAUGAACCGGCAGCUGAAGCUGCCCCAGAUCCAGAAGAUCAUGAUGGAAUUUGAGAAGCAGGCGGAGAUCAUGGACAUGAAGGAGGAGCUGAUGAACGACGCCAUCGACGACGCCAUGGGGGACGAGGACGACGAGGAGGAGAGUGACGCCGUUGUGUCCCAAGUGCUCGACGAGCUGGGGCUGAACCUGACCGACGAGCUGGCCACGCUGCCCCCCCCGGGGGGGUCGCUGGCGGCGGGCGAGAGCCGCUCCCCCGAAGCUGCCGCCGCGCUCGCCGACGCCGACGCCGACCUGGAGGAACGGCUGAAGAACCUGCGGAGGGACUGAGGGACCCCCGGAGGGACCCCCAGGGGGACCCCCGGAGUGACACUGCUGACCCAAGGGUGACCUUGGGGACCCCAAGAGUAAACCUAAGUGACCGCGGAGACCCCAAGAGCGACCAUGGAGACCCUGGAGUGACCAUGGUGACCCCAAGAGUGACCACAGGGACCCCAAGGGUGACUGUGGAGACCCCAAGAGUGACCAUGGAGACCCCAAAAGUGACCACAGGGACACCAAGAGUGACUGUGGAGACCCCAAGAGUGACCAUGGUGACCUCUCUAACCCUUGUGGUGACCCUGGAGUGACCAUGGAGACCCCAAGAGUGACCGUGAGACCCCAAGAGUGACCACAGGGACCCCAAGAGUGACCAUGGAAACCCCAAGAGUGACCGUGGAGACCCCAAGAGUGACCACAGGGACACCAAGAGUGACCAUGGUGACCCAAAGAGUGACCAUGGAGACCCCAAAAGUGACUGUGGAGACCCCAAGAGUGACCGUGGAGACCCCAAGAGUGACCACAGGGACCCCAAGGGUGACCACAGGGACCCCAAGAGUGACCUUAGUGACCUCUCUAACCCCUGUGGUGACCCUGGAGUGACCUUGGUGACCCCAAGAGUGACCAUGGAGACCCUGGAGUGACUGUGGAGACCCCAAGAGUGACCACAGGGACCCCAAGGGUGACCGUGGAGACCCCAAGAGUGACCACAGGGACCCCAAGAGUGACCUUGGUGACCUCUCUAACCCCUGUGGUGACCCUGGAGUGACCCUGGAGUGACCGUGGUGACCCCAAGAGUGACCGUGGUGACCCCAAGAGUGACCUUGGUGACCACAGGGACCCCAAGUGUGACCGUGGAGACCCCAAGAGUGACCUUGGUGACCUCUCUAACCCCUGUGGUGACCCUGGAGUGACCCUGGUGACCCCAAGAGUGACCGUGGAGACCCCAAAAGUGACCAUGGGGACCCCAAGAGUGACCUUGGUGACCUCUCUAACCCCUGUGGUGACCCUGGAGUGACCAUCAGGACCCCAAAAGUGACUGUGGUGACCCCAAGAGUGACCAUGGAGACCCCAAGAGUGACCCCAGCUGUGCCCUUGGUGACCCCCGUGGUGACCCUGGAGUGACCUUGGGGACCCCCCCCCUUUGGGGCAUUUGCC